AUGACCAAGCGCCAAACUUUCGAUCACAUACCAAGGUGGCUAGAAGAGCUGCGAAGCCACGCUGACAAGAACAUCGUCAUCAUACUGGCAGGAAAUAAAUGUGAUCUGGAAGAUCAAAGAGUUGUGCCUGCAGAAGAUGCACAAGAAUUUGCACAGAGGGAAGGCCUGUUCUUUUUGGAAACCUCUGCACUCAAUGCAACAAAUGUGGAAUCUGCCUUCUUAACUGUACUAACUGAGAUUUUCAAUAUUGUCAACAAGAAAAACUUGGUUGCAGGAGAAAAUCAAGCAAAUGGUCAUCCUUCGUCGCUUGCAGGAAAGAAGAUCGUUAUCCCUUGGCCAGCACAAGAAAUCCCUGCCAAGGGCAAGAUGUGCUGUAGUUCAUAA
Messenger RNA from Nymphaea colorata (pocket water lily), 384 nucleotides. Its product is annotated as ras-related protein Rab11A-like. NCBI's taxonomy places the organism in Eukaryota, Viridiplantae, Streptophyta, Magnoliopsida, Nymphaeales, Nymphaeaceae. Gene Ontology annotation, molecular function: GTPase activity; GTP binding. Bases 1 to 384 code for a protein of 127 amino acids. Gene Ontology annotation, cellular component: endosome; Golgi apparatus. The transcript has a single exon. The record is from RefSeq and is a predicted model, not a curated record.